CCCUUGGAAACAAAACCUGUCAUCAUGGUACCCCGGAAACACCCAUGACAAUUUAUUUCCAAAAUCCUUAGCCAGAGAAAAACAAACAGAUCAGACGAUCAUCUGUAACGGUGCUGUGUGUGUGUCUUUCUAGGCCUACGUUUUGGGAAGUUUGUUUUUAAAGUAUGGUAAGCCGAUUGUCCUUAUUUAGUUUCAAAAGGACUGCCAGAGCUGUCUUGCUUGAAGGGGAGGAAGAGGCUCCAAGUUUUGCAGCUUUGGUAAAACAAUUUAAAAGGAGACUUGGAAAAACCAGAUUAGAAAGAUGGCUAGCAGAUUUUAAAAAAGACAAAUCUCUUGAAGACAUAUUUGCUUUGCUGUGGAAUGAUGAGGAUGCUCAUUGCUACAUGUCUCCAGUUCUGGGUAAUGGUGGAAAGGAUUCAAUCAAAUCAGCAAAGCUUCACAAAGUAGCGGAUUCAUUCUACAAGGUUGGCGACCGAGAAAAGGCUUAUGAUUAUUUUAAUCUUAGCCUUAUUUUGGCUCCUCAUCCAAGAGUAGCCCCACCUUACGGUUGGUUUUGUGAAGUCUCUGAAGAACCUGACGAAGAACCUGAUGUAGACAAUAGUACUGGAGGUAAUAAAGAUCCAGAGAAUAAAAGAGUAGACCAAAGUGGAACUUCUACGGCAGAUGGUGGAGGUGACUCUGACCAUACUAAGGGAUCUGGGAAUUCGGAGAUGAAAAGAGGAAGUAAAAUUUGUGUUGAUAAACUUGUGCAAAGAAAUAUAGAGGACAGCAGUGGAGUGGCUUCUGAAUGUGUUUUUGAACCAAUGAAGUUAGAAGAGAGUAGAAGUAUGCUUGGAGGUAGCACAGUGGUAAAAGAUGAAGGAAAGGAAGGGGUUAGGGUAAUAGAUAAUUCAUUUGGAAAGCAAGAGAUAGUGGAGAGAGAAGUACAAGCAGAAAAUAUUGUGUCAAUUAUAGUUUCUGCAGUUAGAGACAAAGAAGUGGAAGUUGGUGAAAGAAAGAGUUCUGAUUGGGAAGAUGAUCCUAAAGACCAAGAAGUAAAGAAAGACCCGUAUGAGACAUCUGGAAAGAAAGUACCUGGAAAUGUUGGAAAUGGCAGUGAUUCAAGGGAUGAAACGACUUUUAAGUGCAUAGAGGAAAAAGAAACUGGUCAUUCCUCUGAAAGCCAGACAAUGAGUUCACCAAAAUUAGAAACAGACCUUCAAAAGGAAAGGAGUCCUGCUGUUAGAAUGAAAGCCUCUGCUUCCAUAGCUGAAAGUAGAUCAGCAGAGGAAGAGAGCAAAAGUGAUCAAGCUGCAGUUGAUGAAAGUCUUGAAGAAGUGUGCGAUCAGCUUAUGACCAGUUUCAGUGAUAAAGACCUCAAUGAAAAAGCAAGUUUGUUAGGAAGCUCAAUCUGUUUGUAUGCAGACUUGGUAACAGGAUUAGAAAUGAGGGCUUUAUUGAUGUUUAAAUUCCGAGAAUUUGAAAGAAGUAUAACUGCUAUUGAUUUAGCCAUUAGAUAUGGAAGUACUGGUAUAUUUCUGAAAGGAAUUAAGGCACUCAGAGUGAGAUGCGAAGAAUUCCUCGGUAAAGGCUUGAAACCGAAGAGCAAAGACAAGCUGGCCCAAUUUUUAUGUGGCUGUCAGCCUACUCCAGUUAUAAAAGAAGCCAAUCCUAAAAUACCUGCCUUGAGUGCUUCAGUCAAAUGUAAAUAUACCCACUUUGGAGGGAAGUUCUUAGUGGCAGCACAAGACAUAAGGCCUGGUGAUAUUUUAGGUGUAGAGGAGCCAUACUGCAGCAUAGUCAAUAGAGGAGAAUUAAUGAAUUUCUGUGCCAAUUGUUUACAGCGAUGCUGCACUCCAAUUCCGUGCCCAGAUUGUUCUGUGGUGGUAUUUUGUAGUGAAGACUGCAGAAUGAAAAAUUGGAAACAUCCCCAUUGGCCUUUGUGUAAUGUUGUGUUGCCCUCAUUGGUUGCCAUGAAAAUGGAUAGUAUUGUCAUGUUGGCUGCCCAUGUCCUUACCCAGACCACUUUCCUGAAGGCUAAGGAAAUGGCAGAGGAGCUCAAAAAUGAAGAGAGACUUCCAGGACAACUCCAGGGUUUCAAUCAAGAUGGAAUUUUCAAGUCAUCAGAUUACAGAAGUGUGUACCAUCUUGUAACAAAUGAAGAAAAGAGGUCGGAAGAGGAGCGCUUUAUUGCUAGUGCAGAAGCAUUUGCUUUAACCAAGCUUUUGAAAGAAAGCAACAGGUACUUCAUUGAUGAGUGUGGGAGGCCUUUUACUCCCACAUACGAGGAUAUGUUGUUGACCGGAUCUCUUGUCGUUCGUCAUUUGAUGAAUCUUAAGUGUUCGGCCAUUGCUCUGUCUGAAUUCAGGGUUGUCACAAGUGAUUACGAUAAAAGCUGGAGUUCACGUUUUGGAUGCGGUGUGUAUCCUACCAUCAGCAUAGCAAAGCAUUCCUGUAAUCCAAAUGCUGCAUUGUACAAUCAUGGUAAAACAGUGGUUAUGUUUGCUACUCGCUCUAUUCCCAAGAACACUCCCAUAACUUUGAGUUAUGUUACACAGUUCAGACUUACUGGGACAGAUGUGAGAAGGUCAAUACUAGAAGACAACUACUACUUUAGGUGCAGUUGUGAAGCCUGUGAAAAUGAUUGGUUCCCAGACUUUGAUGAAAUUUUUGAGUUGAAGUGUUUCAAGUGUAGUAAGGCUAUUGAUCUCAAGACAGGGUCCUGCCCUGGAUGUCAGAUAUAUUAUAGGGAAGGAAAAGAGUACAAAGGAUCAGAAAAGGCUCCGUACAAUUUCUUCCUGGUGAAAGACAAACUAUAUCAAGCAGCUUCGAUCUGCAAGAAGACAAAAUCGAAGAUGUUAAGUAAAGGGGAUUGCUCUGGGAAGAAUCGAACCAGUAUUGUUAAUGCGAUUGAACUGAUGGAGAAAUAUGUGAAAGAGCCUUGUUCUAUGCUGCUAGAUGCUCAAGAAGCACUAAGAAUUAGUUAUUUACGAGAGGGGUCUUGGUUCCAAGUAAAGGAACACACCAGAGGAUGGAUUGUGGGACCUCAAUUCCUGAUUAAUUCUUCGUUAACAGGCAAAGAUGACGUUCAUUUUGAAUCUUACAGUGAAACACCACUCGAGAAUACCCCGAGACGCAAAGGCCGUGGGUCAAAACAUCACCAAGAGAGUGAUAGUACUUUACUAGAAAUACCUCCACCGCCAUAUGUACCCAUUUUGAACAGAAAUGAGGAGAGUGCAAGUUCUGAUCUAGACCUUGAUUGAUUAGUGAAUAGUCAUUUAGUAACAUUUUUAAGAGAUAAAAAAUAAAAUGUUUACUAGUUAUUGUGAAAUUGCUGGUUUAAGUUAGUCUUGUAACUUUUUAACUUUCAUUUUAUAAUUUUAAGCAUUUGAUUAUGCAUUUUUACAAGUUUUAAAAAUGGUUAAUUUUUAGCUUUUGUAUUGUAUGGAUUUCUAUAGAAGUCCUUUUAAAAACAUUGUAUACUUUUUUCUUAAAAAAUGCAUAUUAAUUUCAGUA
Macrobrachium nipponense is the source of this 3495-nucleotide messenger RNA. RefSeq lists its product as uncharacterized. The coding region runs from base 165 to 3242 and encodes 1025 amino acids. Gene Ontology annotation, cellular component: cytoplasm; nucleus. The transcript is spliced from 5 exons. Gene Ontology annotation, molecular function: histone deacetylase binding. The record is from RefSeq and is a predicted model, not a curated record. Lineage: Eukaryota; Metazoa; Arthropoda; Malacostraca; Decapoda; Palaemonidae.